This is a messenger RNA of Bufo bufo (common toad), 996 nucleotides long. RefSeq names its product epidermal growth factor receptor kinase substrate 8-like protein 3. The record is from RefSeq and is a predicted model, not a curated record. Gene Ontology annotation, biological process: regulation of Rho protein signal transduction; Rho protein signal transduction; positive regulation of ruffle assembly. Lineage: Eukaryota; Metazoa; Chordata; Amphibia; Anura; Bufonidae. Gene Ontology annotation, molecular function: actin binding. Gene Ontology annotation, cellular component: ruffle membrane; plasma membrane; vesicle.
AGGUAUAAUCCCGGACCUCCAAUCUUACAGCCGCCAUUAAUGACUGAUCAAAAGGCAGGCACAGCACGUGACAUUGAAGUCUUGAAUAAUGUACUCACAGAUAUUGAGAUAUUUGUUGGAAAACUAAAUACAGACAAAAAGAUGAAAAAAGCAAUUCCUCAAUCUGAAUUUAUCGAAUGUCUUCAGAAGAUAAAAUACGGUUUUAAUUUAAUGGCAAAAGUCCAAGACCAGAUGUCCCAGCCAACUGCUCCAUAUUUAGUCCACAUAUUGAUGGACAACCUGCCCAAGAUCCUAUCAAAAUAUCCAGGGAAGAACGCCGCCAGCUCUGUGCUGUCUCCUUUUCUUACACAAAGAGCAAUAAUGCUUUUGAGCUCAUGUGUGACAGAUAAAGAGAGGAAACUGUGGGAGAGUUUAGGGGAUUCAUGGCUAAGAACAAGAGAAGACUGGCCUAAUGGGAAGAAUGUUCCUCCAUAUAUACCAACUUUCUAUGAUGGGUGGAUUCCUCCAGCAACCAUACCCAGUAAUGGCCAGCCAGAGAUUCAAGAAAGCAGCAAGACGCCACCCACCAACCGACAUUUCCAGCCAGUUCAAAUAAAAGUGCUUGAAGCCAGAAAUGAACGUGAACUGUCAGUGAAGAAAGGAGACAAUGUUAAGGUUCUAGAUCAGAGUCGGCAAUGGUGGAUGGUUGAGAACUCUCAGAAGCAGAGAGGUUUUGUACCAAACAACAUAUUGGAGAGUACAAAUAAUAACCAGCAGGUUCCAAUACAAGCAGUAACUUUGGAACAAAACUCUACACCACAGGAAGUGACUAAAUGGCUACAAGAUAAAGGCUUCUCAAGGAUCACAGUUAGGUGCCUUGGAGUUUUAAGAGGGGAUCAACUAUUGGACUUAAGUCGCGAUGACCUGAAGGCUGUUUGCCCUGAAGAGGGUGGUCGUGUGUAUUCACAACUCAAUGAAAUUCAACUUUCCUUACCGAUGUCAAAGCUUAUGAACUGA